Molecule: messenger RNA, 2215 nt
Organism: Elaeis guineensis (African oil palm)
Lineage: Eukaryota; Viridiplantae; Streptophyta; Magnoliopsida; Arecales; Arecaceae
Product: UPF0481 protein At3g47200
Source: RefSeq, a predicted model, not a curated record
UCGCCCCCCCCCCAACAUGAAAGAAGAAGUGAGUGAAAAUCCCCUACCCCAUCGACGUGCAAGUAAAGACCCCUCCGCCAUCAAAGGCAGUGCUAUGGCUGUGGCACAUGCAGGUUGUAGCAUGGAGGAAACACUGCGUAAGCUGCCAUCCCCCACCUUCCCCGCCUCCCCGCUGCCAACCCCUCCGGCCGCUCCUCCGGUCCUUUUUAAGGCCGUGUAUGUACCACCAGAACCAUCUUCUACCAGUCAGAUUAAAUCCUACGGAAGCACAUCUACCGCUAGCUCUUCUACCAGUCAGAUUAAAUCCUACGGAAGCACAUCUACCGCUAGCUGUUCAGACGAGGCAUCAUGGAUAAUGGAGGUGUGGGAAAAUGUAGAUUUAUCUUGCCACAAGAACCCUUCUGACAAGCCAUGCACCGUGUUCAAGGUCCCCAAGCACAUCCGGGAGUUGGAUCCUCAAGCCUACGAUCCAGUGAUAGCUUCCUGCGGUCCUUUUCACCACUGCCCUUGUUGUUGGAAUUCUGGCUUGCAGUAUGACAAAGAUCCAACGGAAUAUCAUGAGUUGGCCUAUAAAUCCGAAGUGGUUGAUUCCCUUGGACCUUUUCAACACGACCACACUUAUUCGACAACUGUCAUGCAGCACCACAAGUGGCGGUGUGUUGGGCACCUUCUAUCGCGUUAUAGAUGUAAAGAGUUUCAAAAUCAAUUGCUGCGCUUGUGCUUGUCGGAUCUGAAGAAAAAGGAUGCCAUGGUCCGGAGUUGCUACUCUGAGGGACUCCCAGCAUGGCUGGAUGAACAGAAGUUGGCAUCCAUCAUGUUGCUUGAUGGGUGUUUCAUCAUUUAUUUCAUGCUAGAAAGGAAAGAGAACGAGGACAGGAAAAAGAAGAAGGGAAUGAAAGAGAAGACGGAGGAGAACGACGCAGGAAUGUUGGAACAGCUUGAGGCCCCAACUGUGGCCGGGCUAUUUACUUUUAAUUUAGUGCUUUAUGAUCUGCUGAAGCUUGAGAACCAAAUUCCUUUCUUCAUCAUCAAAUUGUUAUUCGAUCAGCUCAAACCAUGUAAGGAUGAUCUUGUAGACCUUGCCCUCCAACUCUUCAAAGGCAUACAUCCCGAGGAAUCCGAAUCAUUCAAAAAUAAGAAGGAAAAGUCCACCGGCGAAUACCAUCAUCUGCUCCAUCUAUUUUAUUCAUCUCGGACUGCUCUAGCAGGGUCUACAUCUAAACUAGGAUGUAUUCGUAGUACAAUUGAAUGCAUAAAGUCACAGUGGAAGAAGACGGAAGCUGCUGGAUCGACACAAGAGACUCUGACAUCUGCACCCAAGUGGAUUCCUAGUGCCACUGAGCUCAAUAGGUCCGGGGUGAAGUUCAAGAGGAAGAAACAACAGGCAAACAAUUUCUUAAACAUAACAUUCGAGCGGAGGAAGAUGAAGAUCAUGCCAUUGCUAUGCCUCUGGAAGUUGUGUUUGAUGUUUAGGAGUGGACGGAUGGAGAUACCACCACUGCAAAUCUAUGACUAUACCGGUCCUCUCUUCCGAAACCUCAUAGCUUUUGAGCAAUGCUAUCUACACACUGAGAUGUACAUUACGAUAUAUGCACUCUUUAUGGAUUGUAUCAUCGAUCAGGCUGAGGAUGUGCGGUUGCUCCACUUAGGAGGCAUAUUGGAACACAAAUUGAGUAGUGAUCGAGCAGUGGCAGAACUCUUCAAUCAGUUGGGCUGUCAGAUACUCUUUCUUCCGGAAAAGAUCUACCUUGCAAAUCAGAUUGAGAGAGUUAAUAAGUUUUAUGACUCCAGAUGGCACAAAUGGCUUGCUAACUUGAGGCGACACUAUCUUGGCAAUCCGUGGGCUAUAAUUUCAGUGCUGGCGGCGAUCUUUCUUCUUGUGCUGACUAUCGAGCAAGCUGUAUUUUCUGCUUUAUCCUAUUUUCACUCUUCAUAGGUAUCAAUGCCCUGCUUACUUGUGCAAGCAUGGAUCAAGAGAAAUAUAAUGAAAGGGUGAGUGGGUAAGAAAGGAUUCCCUCCAAAUGGAUAUUGGAGAAUCUUUUGUUUAUCUAGGGAGAAAGGAAACUAGAUGAACGUGUGAUUGCUAGAUCGUAUAAAUUAAUGCGGUUGGGCUAUGUUAUGGACCUUAUAUGAAAUAAUUUGCUGUAAUGUAUCACGAUUGCGAUGUUAUUUGCUUGGAAGUUAGCUAUUAGCUGUAACGUGCUUGUGUCAAGGU